AUGUCAAUGGAAAUAGAAGCACCAAAUGCAAACACUCAAAAAAUUCGUGAUUGUUUUAACUUUUAUGACAGAGACUAUGAUGGAAAGAUUGACGUUAAACAAUUAGGGACUUUAAUCAGAUCACUUGGUUGUGCCCCAACUGAAGAUGAAGUUAAUUCAUAUAUUAAGGAAUUUGCCAUUGAAGGAGAAACUUUCCAAAUUGAACAAUUUGAAUUAAUUAUGGAAAGAGAGCAAAGCAAACCAGAUACAAGAGAAAUAAAAUUAAGAAAAGCUUUUGAGGUGUUUGAUCAAGACAAAGAUGGUAAAAUUAAAGCUUCUGAUCUUGCACAUAACUUAACUACCGUUGGUGAUAAAAUGACAAAAGAAGAGGUUGAAAAGGUUUUCUCUAUUUUAGGAAUUACAAUGGAAUCUGACAUUGAUUUAGCAACAUUCCUUAAACUUGUUGCUCUUUAA
Molecule: messenger RNA, 453 nt
Organism: Entamoeba dispar SAW760
Lineage: Eukaryota; Evosea; Mastigamoebida; Endamoebidae
Product: calmodulin, putative
Exons: 2
Coding region: 1-453 (150 amino acids)
Cellular component (GO): myosin II complex
Molecular function (GO): calcium ion binding
Source: RefSeq, a predicted model, not a curated record